This is a messenger RNA of Lottia gigantea (owl limpet), 3054 nucleotides long. RefSeq lists its product as hypothetical. Gene Ontology annotation, biological process: interstrand cross-link repair. NCBI's taxonomy places the organism in Eukaryota, Metazoa, Mollusca, Gastropoda, Lottiidae. The record is from RefSeq and is a predicted model, not a curated record. The transcript is spliced from 14 exons. Gene Ontology annotation, cellular component: nucleus. Gene Ontology annotation, molecular function: 5'-flap endonuclease activity; flap-structured DNA binding; 5'-3' exonuclease activity. Bases 1 to 3054 code for a protein of 1017 amino acids.
AUGCCUUCACCAAAAUCAAAGUCUAACAAAAGUAGGAAAUCCAAGACAAAUCCUCAAAAGGUUCAAACUGUUGCGUCUAUGUUCGCAAAACAAAACACUUUAAAUUGGUUAAAACAAGGUGACAAUGAUGAUGACGAUGAUGAUUUUGUACAAAUCACUAAAUUUGAAUCCAAAUCCAAAUAUUUCAAACGAAAGAGCUCUGAAAUGCAAUCAGCCACACCAGAAAAAAAUGAUGGUGCCAGUACAGAUGAAGGUGACAAACCCAAUGGUAUUAAGAAACGUAAAUUGAGUUUAAGAAAAUUGUCAGCGAAAGUUGAGAGAAGUCCAAAAAGUGAUGAUUCCGUGAUAGUUUUGUCUGAUUCUCCAGUGAAAAUUCCAACAGAAAGACUGUCAAACUGUAGCCAUCUCAAACCUGAAUCCUCAAAUAACAAAUUAUAUUUUGAUGAAAAAAAUGCAGAGAGUUCAUCAAGUUCCAGUAAAAAGACGAGACUUUCAAAGUCAAAAUCAAAGAACAGAAUUAAAGAAACUUCUGUUGGUAUUGGUCACAGAACUGAUUCUGAUUCCAAUAUUCAGAAUGGGAAAAAAGAUGAAAUUAGUGAUGCUAGAAAUUUAACAACUUCAGAUUCAAUAUGCAACGAUUCAAACCAUUACAAAGAUAGGUUAUGCAAUGGAGAUCAAAUUGAAUCUUCAGAGAGUUUCUCCAGUUCAAAUUCAGACGUCACAAAAACUGAACAAGAAUUUCAAAUUAAAGGUCAAAAAUCGACAAAUGGCCUCAUUGACAACAACAAAGAUGAAAAUUCUAAUAGUUCUAAUGAGCUGCCACAGAUUUCAUGUGAUGAAAUGAUAGAAAAAACUAUGAAUUCCAAAAAUGAAAGAACAUCUUCCAAGGACAAGAACUCGUUAAAAAACAUCGAAGAGAAAAAUUCCACUAAAACCAAGACUGAUAAACCAAACAGAAUUCAAAAGGUUGCAAAAUCUAACAGUAGUCCAACAAGAACCAAUAGAGGCCAAUCCAGUAGUACCAAAAAAUCAUCAAAAAAUGGCGUCAAUGAUUCACAAAAUCUUGCAGAAGAAGAAAAUGAGGAAGAAAAUGGAAAAGAAGGAUACAAAGUGCCAUAUUAUUUAGAGAAUUUUACCACCAUUUUGAAUUCUGUGAUGGAAGAUGAAAGCAAUGUAAAUUUAUUUAAUAAAGCUGAUGUGAAAGUUAUUGAUCAAUUUAGAAUUCUUUCAGAGAAUGGUAAGAAAUUAUAUGUACGAUUAUUCUCUAGAAAAUUACAAUGGUUGAACUGUGAUAAAAUCAAAUAUCCAGAAAUAUCAGCAGAUUUAACUGAGGUUAUUCAGGAAUUGAUUGAUGCAGACUUUCUACAUUCAGAAUCUGAUCUAAAUGAUCUUGAAGAAACAUUAAAGAUAUUGCCAGCCCCAAAAUUAAAACAACUGGCUAAAAACUACUCUGUUAACUCAGGACAGCCAAAACCUCAGAUCGUAGCAGAUCUCAUCAAGAAAACUAAACAGACAACCAUUGAGGCUAUGUUUGGAGCUAAAGGUGGUCUAACUAAAGAUAUGUUGAGCAAGGCUAAGAAACAUGCUGGACAAUGUAUUAAAUUAAAAGACGAGGAAAGAAAAGUAUUUGUACGAGUUUUAAUGCUGUUUUCUGUUGUAACUUCUGUCCUAGAUGAAGAUAAUGCUAAUGGUGGACAAAGUCAAUUGUUUCAGAUGUUGAUGGUAAAUAUGGGUAAAGUUAUCUAUCCAGAAUACACCAUAAACAAACAGACCCAGAUAUUUCCUGACAGACAACAUGUUCUAUUGUAUGAGAAGGCAUUACAAUAUGAAGCAGACAUGAUAAACUUCACAGAAAAAUCAAAAUGGGAAGAUGCAUAUCAACUUUAUUUAGUAGUGAAACAAGAAUUUAGUAAAAUACCAAAAAAGCAAAAAACUUUUGAGAGUAAAUUACCAGAUUUCCUACGUCGAUAUACAGUGGGAUAUCAACUUGUUCGAAUAUUGAGUCAAGGCAUCGAGAUAUUACAACGCCGUAAAGAUUAUCAUGGUGCCAUUGAACUCAUAGAAUCGUUACUACAGCAACAGAUAUAUUGUUUAGAUUACCAUGGUUACUGGUGGGAGAGACGAGUUCUCAAUCUUGGCACUCAUCUAAAAAAACCUCAGGAGGCUCUGGAGUUAGUGAAGAAAGGAAUGGCGGAUGAAAAUGUUCGAGGUGGUCAUCGUUUAGCUUUAUAUCAACGAGCUGAGAAAAUCUGUCAAACGACCAGUUUAAAGAUAAAACAUAGAUUGACUGAAUUUACACAUGAAGAGGUUAUAGUGGCACCUAAGACGACAGUUGAAGGAAGAAUAAUACCAUACAGUCUUCCUGGUGUCAGACAUCAGUUUAUGACUCAAGACUCGUAUUUUAAUGGUAAGGGACUGGAUGAACAAGUCACUAUGUGUAAUGUGGAACAGGUUGUUCUAGACUACUAUAAACAAGAUUAUCCAGAAGGUUUACAUGCAGAAGGAGCUAUCAUCUCAACCCUGUUCUCUCUGUUUUUCUGGGAUAUAUUAUUUAUGGAUGUACCAGACGCCUUCCAUAGUUUCUAUCAGACUAAUCCACUGGAUAAAAUGAGUCUCGAGUUUUAUAAACGACGGAAAACUGAAAUAGAUGAUAGACUGGAAUGGCUUGAAAAUAGUACUACCGAGGAACUAAAUGAACGAAGUAGAGAGACGUGGGAAAAGAAUUGUGAUAAGACGUGUGCUGGUAUAAACUGGGAGAGAUUACAGAGUAUUGAAUAUAUACAGGGUUUAAUAGAUUGUAUUGGAGGUAAACUAUUAUCUGGUAUUCUAUCACGCUACGCUAAAGAUCCUCGCCACACUCGAAGCGGAUUCCCUGAUCUUACUAUCUGGAAUACUGAAAAUAAAACAUUUAAGAUUGUAGAAGUUAAAGGGCCAGGAGAUAGACUGUCACAUAAACAGAUUUUAUGGUUAAGUUAUUUAUUAAAGAUAGGAGUGGACGCUGAGGUCUGCCAUGUUAAAGCUGUUGGAGCCAAGAAACUAAAAGCUGGAACUUGA